Messenger RNA from Kalmanozyma brasiliensis GHG001, 1365 nucleotides. Its product is annotated as Glutamate/phenylalanine/leucine/valine dehydrogenase, C-terminal. The transcript has a single exon. The coding region runs from base 1 to 1365 and encodes 454 amino acids. The record is from RefSeq and is a predicted model, not a curated record. Gene Ontology annotation, molecular function: L-glutamate dehydrogenase (NADP+) activity. Gene Ontology annotation, cellular component: cytosol. NCBI's taxonomy places the organism in Eukaryota, Fungi, Basidiomycota, Ustilaginomycetes, Ustilaginales.
AUGUCGAACCUUCCCUCCGAGCCCGAGUUCGAGCAGGCUCUCAACGAGCUCUCCUCCACCCUCGCUCCCUUCCUCGAGCAGAACCCCGAGUACAACAAGGCGUUCCAGAUCAUCCAGAUCCCCGAGCGUAUCAUCCAGUUCCGCGUCGUCUGGGAGGAUGACAACCACCAGGCCCAGGUCAACCGUGCCUACCGUGUCCAGUUCAACUCGGCGCUCGGUCCCUACAAGGGCGGUCUCCGACUGCAUGAGACCGUCAACCUCUCGGUCCUCAAGUUCCUCGGCUUCGAGCAGAUCUUCAAGAACGCGCUGACGGGUCUCAACAUCGGCGGUGGUAAGGGUGGUAGCGACUUCAACCCCAAGGGCAAGAGCGAUGCCGAGGUGCGCCGAUUCUGCAAGGCCUUCGCUACCGAGCUGCAGCGUCACAUUGGACCCAACACCGAUGUCCCCGCUGGUGACAUUGGCUUCUCCACCCGUGAAGCCGGUUUCGUGUUCGGAACGUACAAGCAGCUGCGCAACGAGUGGACCGGUGUCAUUACGGGCAAGGCGCUCGACUGGGGUGGAAGCAACAUCCGUCCCGAGGCGACCGGCUACGGACUGAUCUACUACGUCGAGCACAUGAUCAACCACGCCGAGGGCGGCAGCAACGGCUUCAAGGGCAAAAAGGUCGUCAUCUCCGGUUCGGGCAACGUCGCCCAGUAUGCGGCGCUCAAGGUUCUCGAGCUCGGUGGUACGGUUCUGUCGCUCUCCGACUCCAAGGGCUCGCUCAUUGCCAAAGACGGCAAGGGCUUCACCGCAGAGAUGAUCUCUGAGAUCGCCCAGAUCAAGUACAAGCGUGGCGAGCUCAAGUCGUUCGGCGAUGCGAGCGGCGCGUUGGAGUUCCACGAGGGCGCGCGACCGUGGACGCUGGUCAAGUCGUACGACGUCGCUCUGCCCAGUGCGACGCAGAACGAGAUGAACGAGGACGAGGCCAAGGCUGCUCUUGCUGCAGGAUGCCGUUUCGUCGCAGAGGGCUCCAACAUGGGUCUCGACCAGGCUGCCAUCGACGUGUUCGAGCACUCGCGAACCACUUCCGACACUCCCUGCUGGUACGGCCCCGGUAAGGCGGCCAACUCGGGCGGUGUCGCGGUCAGUGGUCUCGAAAUGGCCCAGAACUCGGCGCGCCUCACGUGGGCCCCCGAGGAGGUCGACCAGAAGCUCAAGGACAUCAUGAAGAACGCCUACGACAACUGCUUCAAGACCGGCCAGAAGUUCCCCGCCAAGGGCGACAAGGUGGCCGACAAGCUGCCCUCGUUGGUCGGUGGCGCCAACAUCGCCGGUUUCAAGAAGGUCGCUGAUGCCAUGAGGCAGCACGGCGACUGGUUCUGA